AUGAAUUUGGAAUCCUGGCCAGCGCUGGAAAAGUCAUGGCAGCGGCUGCAUCUCGACUACGCAGGGCCUAUUGAUGGACAGUAUUAUCUCAUUCUGGUUCAUUCGUACUCGAAAUGGCCAGAAGUCGUGCGCACCAAGGAUAUCACCAUAACAGCAACGUUGCGCAUUUUUCGAGGAAUCUUCACCAGACACGGACAGCCGGAAACGCUGGUUACGGAUAACGGGCCUCAGUUAACUAGUGACCAGUUCGAAACUUCUUGUGAUACCAACGGUAUCACUGAUCUAAAAACUGCACAUUUUCAUUCGCAGUCAAACGGAUUGGCGGAGAGAUUUGUCCGCACGUUUAAAAGGUCCCUCAAAAAGAUCACCGCAGGGGUUGAAACUCGAUGCAGCAAUAGACACCUUUCUUCUCUGCUAUCGUCCAACGAACCCGAUGGGAAAUUUCCCGCAGAACAUAUUUUUGGUAGACCAGUACGCACAUCGUUAGAAUUAUUACGUCCGCCAACUCCAUCACACAAGAUCCAAAAUUCCGGUCAAGAAAAACAGUUCAACCGGAAGCACGGAACCAAGGAAAGGAAUUACAACUUGCAAGAUCUGGUCUGGGUCAAGGUUUAUCGGAACAACAAGUGGAGCUGGCAGGAACAGUGA
Molecule: messenger RNA, 648 nt
Organism: Topomyia yanbarensis
Lineage: Eukaryota; Metazoa; Arthropoda; Insecta; Diptera; Culicidae
Exons: 1
Coding region: 1-648 (215 amino acids)
Biological process (GO): DNA integration
Molecular function (GO): nucleic acid binding
Source: RefSeq, a predicted model, not a curated record